Phyllopteryx taeniolatus (common seadragon) is the source of this 2365-nucleotide messenger RNA. RefSeq names its product sodium- and chloride-dependent GABA transporter 2-like. The transcript has 15 exons. NCBI's taxonomy places the organism in Eukaryota, Metazoa, Chordata, Actinopteri, Syngnathiformes, Syngnathidae. Gene Ontology annotation, biological process: sodium ion transmembrane transport. Gene Ontology annotation, cellular component: membrane. The coding region runs from base 145 to 1983 and encodes 612 amino acids. The record is from RefSeq and is a predicted model, not a curated record.
AGUGGAGGCUGGCCUAAGUUUAGCAUUUCGAGCCCCCGCCUCCUCCUCCUCAACCCCCCCACGCUGUACUUAAAUUCUAAAACUUGAGCAUUUACUGGUCAACCACCUGUGGCAAGCACACGCGUGAGGCAUACAACACGUGCAAUGACGGGAGACACUGCCAAGGCGGGCCUCCAGAAUGGCACCGCCGUCCAGGCACGGGAGCCGCUGCCCCCCUUUGAGGUGAAAAUGGAGGAGAGGGGCCAGUGGAGCAACAAGGUGGAGUUCAUCCUGUCCGUUGCAGGCUCCAUCAUCGGCCUGGGCAACAUGUGGCGCUUCCCGUACCUCUGUUACAAGAACGGAGGAGGUGCCUUCCUCAUCCCAUACCUCAUCUUCCUUUUCGCCUGUGGCGUUCCUGUCUUCUUCCUGGAGACGGCCCUGGGCCAGUUCACCAGCGAAGGAGGCGUCACCUGCUGGAGAAAAAUCAGCCCCUUGUUUGAAGGUCUCGGCUAUGGCACACAAGUGAUAGUGACGCUGCUGAACUUCUACUACAUCAUAGUCCUGGCUUGGGGGAUGUUCUAUCUGUCUUUUUCCUUCACCUGGGAUCUACCUUGGUCUUCCUGCAACAACACAUGGAACACGGAAAACUGCAUGGAGUUCCAGAGGAGAAACACCUCCAUCAACCAAACACUCUUCCAAAAUGCUACCUCUCCGGUCAUGGAGUUCUGGGAGAGACGAGCGCUGAGGAUCUCGCCGGGGAUCGACUGCAUGGGCUCGCUCAACUGGGACCUGGUCCUGUGCCUGUUCAUCGCCUGGGUCAUGUGCUACUUCUGCAUCUGGAAGGGGGUUAAAUCCACAGGAAAAGUGGUCUACUUCACAGCAACCUUCCCCUAUCUGAUGCUUAUCGUGUUGCUGGUGAGGGGACUCACCCUACCUGGUGCAGGAAUUGGGAUUCAGUUUUACCUCUAUCCUGAUUUGGGACGUCUGGCAGACCCACAGGUCUGGAUGGAUGCCGGCACGCAGAUCUUCUUCUCCUAUGCUAUUUGCUUAGGCUCCUUGACAGCUCUAGGUAGCUAUAACAAAUACAACAACAACUGCUACAGAGACUGCCUGGCGUUGUGCUUUCUGAACAGCGGCACGAGUUUCGUGGCUGGAUUUGCAAUCUUCUCCAUUUUGGGUUUCAUGUCUUAUGAGCAGAACGUUCCCAUCUCGGAGGUGGCGGAGUCUGGCCCGGGUUUAGCCUUCAUUGCUUACCCACGUGCUGUGACAAUGAUGCCCUUCUCUCCUCUGUGGGCCGCCCUCUUCUUCAUCAUGAUCGUUUUUCUUGGGCUGGACAGUCAGUUUGUGUGCGUGGAAAGUCUCGUGACCGCCAUCGUCGACAUGUACCCCGCCACCUUCCGUCGCAAAAACCGCCGGGAGCUCUUCCUCCUUGCUGUGGUCUUCCUCUCCUUCCUCGUGGGCCUCAUCAUGCUCAUGGAGGGUGGGAUGUACGUCUUCCAGCUCUUUGAUUACUACGCUGCUAGUGGCAUGUGUCUUCUCUUCAUGGGCCUUUUUGAGACGGUUUGCAUCGCGUGGGUCUACGGCGCCGAUCGCUUUUAUGACAACAUCGAAGACAUGAUUGGCUACCGUCCUGGGCCUUACAUCAAGUACUGCUGGAUGUUCUUCACCCCGGCCACAUGUAUUGGUACCUUUGCCUUCUCCCUCAUUAAAUACACACCCCUAAAAUACAACAACGAGUAUGUUUAUCCGUGGUGGGGCUAUGUGAUUGGCUGGCUACUGGCUCUCUCCUCCAUGGUCUGCAUCCCCCUGUGGAUGGUGUAUAAGAUCAGCACCACCCAGGGGACGUUCAGGGAGCGCAUCCAGCUGCUCAUCACGCCAUCUGAGGACUUGCCCAAAACCAAGAGAGAGCAGGAGAGGUUGCUGGCCAUUUUUGCUCCGGAGGAAGACUCCAGCAGGAAUAAAAACGGCUACCGUCCCGUGUCGGAGCAAGACUCCAGCCUAUGAGGCACCAGUGGAGCUACAGAAGUGGAUUUUGGUUCAAUUUCAAGAGCCGAAUAGAAUAACACUGAGACAGCUAAAUCACUAAUAGCUUGCUUGUGAAUGCAGCCAACUCUCUCUGUAUCCAAUAGCUCUACGUAGCGCCAAAGCACUAUUUGUAUUAUAUUAUUGUAUUAUCAGAAGUAAAUAAAUAUAAUAAUACAUUUUUGUCCUUUGUAUUUACGAGUACGCAAUUUUAUUUUAUGAAAUAUGCUGGAAAUAUGCAUUGUCAAGAUUACUGUGCUCACUGCUGUAGAACUAAUAUGUCAGUGUAGUCUUUUAUUUUAUACUGUGAAUUGUCUGUACAGAGAAAUUUGUAAGUCUCUUUUUCAAUAAACGUAAAAUCCUA